GCGCGGUGUUCUGGCUUCCACAUUGAAGAACAACUUGCUUUGAAAUUACUACUUUUUUCUGAGAAUCUUUUCUAAAAUUCUUUUCUGUGUUCCCUUCAGUUUUUCUUUCUUUGUUCGAGUGGGCGUGUGUCUAUACUAUUUCUCUGUGCUUUGUUUACUUGUGUGGGUUUUGUAGGGAUUUAUCUCUGGAUUUCACAGCUGGGAAUUUUUUCGAUCAGUUGAGGACUUGAGAAUUAAACGAGAAAGGAGUGCAGAUUUUCAUCAGACUGGAUGGUGCGUGAAAAAUGGCUUGGAAGCCUGUUUUUCCUCUUAGUUGGCAUGUUUGCCAACGCAUUGGGUGCAUUUGUUGGGAUAAACAUUGGAACUGAUGUUUCCACCCUUCCAUCAGAAAUAGAUAUUGUUGCAAUUCUAAAAGCCCAUCAAUUCACACAUGUACGCCUUUAUGAUGCCAAUACUCGCUUGCUGAAAGCCCUUGCUGGGAGUGGAAUAGAAGUAAUGGUGGGUGUCGCGAAUGAGGAAGUUCUUGGUAUCGGAGAGUCUCCAUCAGUAGCCGCUGCAUGGGUUAACAAGAAUGUUGCAGCUUACGUGCCCACAACUAAUAUCACUACCAUUGCUGUAGGUAGCGAGGUUCUCACCUCAAUUCCCAAUGCUGCUUCGGUCUUGGUUUCUGCCAUGAAUUACCUUCACAAAGCACUAGUCGCUGCAAAUCUAAAUUUUCAGGUCAAAGUCUCAACUCCACAAUCUAUGGACAUCAUCCCUAGGUCUUUCCCCCCCUCCACUGCCAACUUCAAUUCUUCGUGGAACUCCACAAUCUACCAACUCCUCCAGUUUUUGAAAAACACGAAUUCCUAUUACAUGUUAAACGCCUAUCCGUAUUAUGGGUACACCCGAGGGAACGGUAUUUUCCCGAUUGAUUAUGCUCUUUUCAAACCACUUCCCUCGGUCAAGCAGAUUGUUGACCCGAACACUCUUUUCCACUACAACAGCAUGUUUGAUGCGAUGGUGGAUGCUACCUAUUACGCUAUUGAGGCCUCAAACUUCACUGGGAUCCCUAUUGUUGUCACUGAAGCUGGUUGGCCUUGGCUUGGUGGAGCUAAGGAACCUGAUGCUACUGUAGAAAACGCAGAGACCUUCAAUAAUAACUUGAUCCGGCGAGUUCUAAACAAUUCAGGUCCGCCAAGUCAGCCAAAUUUUCCCAUAAACACAUAUAUCUAUGAGUUGUUUAACGAAGACAAGAGGUCAGGACCUGUGUCGGAAAAGAAUUGGGGUGUGCUCUUUACGAAUGGCAGCACUGUUUAUCCAUUGAAUUUGGGCACUUCUGGUCGAGCUACUGGAAAUUCUUCGGCUGUUUUUUGUGUGGCAAAGUCUGAUGCGGAUCCUGACAAGUUGCAAGAGGGUUUAAACUGGGCGUGUGGACAAGGCCAAGCUAACUGCAGUGCCAUACAACCCGGGCAGCCAUGUUAUCUCCCUGAUAGUCUUGUGAAUCACGCUUCAUAUGCAUAUAACAACUAUUAUCAAAGAAUGCGGAGUGUUGGUGGAACAUGUGAUUUUGAUGGCACAGCUACUCAGACCGAUACUGAUCCAAGUUCUGGAUCUUGUGUUUUUGCAGGAAGCUCUAAUUCGAGUGGCCGCGGACUUGUCUCUCCCUCCUCACUUUCGCCCGAGGUCUCUCCGGGAUCGUCGUCUUCAAACCUUAAAAUUUUGAGGCUUCAGCUAUUAAUACCGGCGACCUUUCUUGCUUUGGUUUUUGUUUGAGUCGAGGGAUUCCAACUUAUAUGUGCUAAUAUUGUGCCAGCUGAAGCAAGCAUAUUUUGAGAUUGCAGAGCAAUGGAAUAUUCUUUUUGGUCAAUGUUGGUUGUGUUUCUAGUAGUUUUAGUGCAGGCAUUCUCUUGAAGUAGCACUUAGAACCUUGAUUUUUCCUCCUUUCUAUUUUUUGUUUUUGGGAAAAAAACAAAUGAACACCUUGAUUUUGUACCUUAAUCAAUUGAUUUUGCAAAUGUGCUUUAUUUGUUUCCAA
Messenger RNA from Morus notabilis, 2017 nucleotides. RefSeq names its product glucan endo-1,3-beta-glucosidase 4. Bases 271 to 1755 code for a protein of 494 amino acids. Gene Ontology annotation, cellular component: plasma membrane. The transcript has 5 exons. Gene Ontology annotation, biological process: carbohydrate metabolic process. NCBI's taxonomy places the organism in Eukaryota, Viridiplantae, Streptophyta, Magnoliopsida, Rosales, Moraceae. Gene Ontology annotation, molecular function: hydrolase activity, hydrolyzing O-glycosyl compounds. The record is from RefSeq and is a predicted model, not a curated record.